This is a messenger RNA of Dromiciops gliroides (monito del monte), 947 nucleotides long. RefSeq names its product E3 ubiquitin-protein ligase NEURL3-like. The record is from RefSeq and is a predicted model, not a curated record. The transcript is spliced from 4 exons. NCBI's taxonomy places the organism in Eukaryota, Metazoa, Chordata, Mammalia, Microbiotheria, Microbiotheriidae. Bases 81 to 947 code for a protein of 288 amino acids.
AGCUGAGCUACAGUUAGCAACUUUCCCUGAUCCCAAGGCAUAUAUCGAGUCCUUCAAGUAACCCCUGGUGAGGUACAGACAUGAUGGGCAGUACUUUCAGUCAUAGUGCUGAAUACCUUGAGCAGAAGAAGUCCUAUGAGCCCCUCUAUUUCCAUUCCAAGGCCAGGGGCAGCCAGAUCCUGCUGAAUGACUGCUACUCUAGGGCAGAGAGGCUCUCCACCUUUCAUGAUGGCAUUGUCUUUACCAACCGACCUGUCCAGCCUUGUGAAAGAGUAACCCUCAGGAUCCUGAAGAUGGAGGAUGGAUGGAAUGGUGGGCUCCGAGUAGGGUUCAGCUGCCUGAACCCCUCAAAUAUCAACCCCUUUAGCCUGCCCCCUUUCAUCUGUCCUGACUUAGUAGCCCAGUCUCCCACUUGGGCAGCCGUCCUGCCCGAUCGGUUCAUUAAGGUUGGUGAUAUCAUCCACUUCUGGGUGAAUAAGUCUGGAAAAGUCUUCUUGAGGACCAAUGAGCUCCAAAAGUUUCUGUUAUUUGACAAAGUGACUGUGAGCUCUCCUCUAUGGGCUGUGAUGGAUGUCUACGGAACUACAAAAGCGGUCGAACUGCUCACUCCUGUGAGUAAGCCUUUUUGUCUCAAACUUGGGACACAGAUGUUCAGGGAUGAACCUCAUGAGUUUCGUUUCUGCUCCCCAGCAAGUGAUGAAGAAGAGUGUUGUGUCUGUUUGCACCAUGCCAAGAACACCUGGCUUCUUCCUUGUGGCCACACCAUCCUCUGCUAUUGCUGUGCCAAGAGGCUCUUCAGAGACACUGCCAAGUGCCCCAUGUGCCGCUGUAAGAUUGAGCAAUUCUAUCUACAGAAUCAAUCCACUCCAGCAGAUACUCCACAGACACUCCCACAGUGUGGUCCAGGCUGUUUUGAAGCAGGAGCAGCAAGAUCAGUUUACCUCUGA